Molecule: messenger RNA, 480 nt
Organism: Acanthosepion pharaonis
Lineage: Eukaryota; Metazoa; Mollusca; Cephalopoda; Sepiida; Sepiidae
Source: the annotation of a GenBank genome assembly
AUGUCUUUCUUUUUCUGCUCUUAUUUUAUGAUAACCUUAAUUUUAUUGUUUAUUUUGUAUUUCCCUCUCUCACUUUCUCCUCCUCUCUCUUUUUCUUUUUCGCUUUUGUCUUCUCCUUUUCUUGUCACCUAUCUCUCUCUCUCUAUCUCUCUCUCUCUCUCUAUCUCUCUCUAUCUCUCUCUAUCUCUCUCUCGCUCUCUCUCUCUCUUAAAAAUAAAAUUUUAUGGCCAUGUUCGUAAGACUGCUGAUUUUGUGGCCUCUGUACGUAAACCUGCAGAUUUUGUAGCCCCUGUUCGUAAUCCUACAGAUUUCGUGGCCCCGAUUCGUAAACCUGCAGAUUUGUUGACCUCUGUUCGUAAUCCUACAGAUUUUGUGGUCCCCGUUCAUAAACCUGCAGAUUUUCUGGCCCCUGUUAGUAAUCCUACAGAUUUUGCGGCCCUCGUUCAUAAACCUGCAGAUUUUGUGGACUCGUCUUCGUAA